AUGGACAUCGAAGAAUCUGUUAAGAACAGAAUACCUUGGGAUGGAACUCUCUCUUUAAAUGAUUUUACUCUUUCUGCUGCUACAUUUUCUGACAAGUGGAAAAUGUUUAAUCCAUCCUUUCCUCCAUGUCUCUGGACCACUUGUCCAAAACAUCAUUUGGGUUCUUCUCUUAAGGUGGAAGGAUACUUAUCACUUGAGAAUGUGUGCCUUGUCAAAUCAAGUGAGGUAGAAGAGAGCAAUAGAAGUCUUACAUGGAAAGAAGAAAGCAACCUCUCAGAGGCAGAAGAGCCUUUUGAUGAUGCAACUUUAGUUUGUCCAGAGUAUGAAGUAAACCACUAUGAUUUUCACAUUAUAUACAGUCCUUCAUAUAAAGUUCCGGUGCUGUACUUCCGUUCGUAUCAUAGCGAUGGACAACCUUUGCCCUUCAGUGAAUUUGAAAAGGACCUUCCUGGUCAUUCUGCAGAGUUGCGUCUAGAAUCGAAAUGGACAUUUAUAACCCAAGAGGAACACCCAUAUUUGAAUAGACCAUGGUACAAGCUACAUCCUUGUGGGACUAGUGAAUGGAUGAAAUUACUCCUAUGUCGUGAUACAUCUUUGAAUAAAAACUUCAUUGAACAAUAUUUAGUUUCUUGGUUCUCCGUUGUCGGGCAAGUUGUUGGUCUUAAAACUCCUCUGGGAAUGCUGGAUAAUAUAGUUUCAAAUAAUUCUUAA
Vicia faba (fava bean) is the source of this 711-nucleotide messenger RNA. The record is from the annotation of a GenBank genome assembly. NCBI's taxonomy places the organism in Eukaryota, Viridiplantae, Streptophyta, Magnoliopsida, Fabales, Fabaceae.